Messenger RNA from Hyla sarda, 1518 nucleotides. Its product is annotated as retinol dehydrogenase 12-like. The record is from RefSeq and is a predicted model, not a curated record. NCBI's taxonomy places the organism in Eukaryota, Metazoa, Chordata, Amphibia, Anura, Hylidae. Bases 311 to 1270 code for a protein of 319 amino acids. The transcript has 5 exons.
CGGGUGCUGUGCUUGCUCGCUCUGGAAAGACAGUUCGAAUUGGUCCUCUCAGGAGAUUGAUGGACUGUGCAGCCAAUUAGGGCAGGCUUAUGGAGGCUUGCUAGUCACAGACAUGUCAGACACAUAUUUUUCCUAUUGGCUUUCAUACAUUACUGACUCUCUUGCUGACAGAGAAGAGAAGGCCCCUCUGCAUUCUGGAUAGAAUGGUUCCCUUCUUUCCUGUUAUUUAGUAACAUCAGCAGGGAUUGGUUGAAGCCAGAGACAGGUGAGCUAAUACAUAUUCCUAUUGGUGGACACCUUGCAGGACACCAUGUAUGUGCUUUUUACUGUGCUGGCUGCUUUAUUCCUAGCUUUGCUUCAGAGGCGCUUCAAGAGCCGGCGACUGUGUCUUGAUCCAAAACGGCUGGAUGGCAAAACUGUCCUCAUAACCGGUGCGGCAUCAGGAAUUGGUAAAGAGACAGCCAUUGCCCUGGCAAGGCGUGGUGCCCGUGUUCAUAUCACUAGUCAAGAUGACCAGAAAGGGGAAUCUGCCCUUCGAGACAUCAAAAGAGAAAGUGCAAGCAUGAACGUCCGAUUCUGGAGCCUAAAUCUGGCAAAUCUGCAAAGCAUCCGCAAUUUCUGUAAGGAGUUUCUGAAGAAUGAAAGCCGUCUCGACAUUCUUAUCAACAAUGAUGGUGUGCCCGCUGUGUUAGACUGGACGGAUAAUGGAUUCAGUUUGUGCUUCGGAGUCAACCACCUGGGACCUUUCCUCCUCACCAAUCUACUACUAGAACAGCUAAAAAGUUGUCCUCCAAGCCGCGUUGUUAACGUCACUUCCAAUGUUCAUAAAUAUCAGAAGCUGGACUUCUCCGACUUAAACUACAAUGUAGUGCCACUGUUCACCUACUGCCGGAGCAAGCUGGCAAAUGUCUACUUUACCCAGGAGAUAGCUCGACAGAUGGAGAGGCAUGGAGUCACUGCAUGUGCUGUUCAUCCAGGCUAUGUGACUGGUGACUGGACCUCCCAAUUUUCAAUUCUCUUCCGCAUAGUGAUGUAUGUUAUCACAUCCCUGUUCUUCAUUUCAUGUGACGCGGCAGCUCAGACGGUCAUAUACUGUGCUAUAUCCGAUGACAUUCUCCGGCAUAAUGGCGGCUAUUUCUCAGACUGUAAGCCCCGCAAUUUGCGCCCUUAUGUGCAAGAUGCUGGCAUAGCCAAAAAGCUUUGGGAGGCCAGUGAAGCCAUGGUUGGACUUAAUUCCUCUGCAAGAGAACAUCUAACAAGAACAAAAUAGUUUUUUAAAAUUAAUUUUUCUUUAUGCAGCAGUGUAUUUUUCCGAUCAGCUUUUUUUUUUUUUGGGGCUUUCAAAGGACCAUUGGGAACUGAUCCAGAUGAACUUCUAUCCAUUCUACAGUGCUAUCUGAAGCAUUACAGUUGUCUUUAAUAAGUGUAGCAGAGAACAUCCUUCAUAUAGUUAUUUGGACACAGCUGUAUCCUGUGUAUAUGCUUGGGCUUUGUCUUAAAUUAUGAAUAUUUAUUGCU